Varroa destructor (honeybee mite) is the source of this 1176-nucleotide messenger RNA. It is a transcript of the gene Rack1, whose product is annotated as Receptor of activated protein kinase C 1. Gene Ontology annotation, molecular function: ribosome binding; translation regulator activity; protein binding. Lineage: Eukaryota; Metazoa; Arthropoda; Arachnida; Mesostigmata; Varroidae. The record is from RefSeq and is a predicted model, not a curated record.
GUUGGUAUUGCUUCGGUAACAUCGCAUUGGUGCGGUUGCUAUAGAAAUCUGUAAAAAUCCUCCUGAUUUCCAAAAAAAAAGCAGCUAAAAUGACGUCAAUGAGCAUACAGGAACAUUUGAUGUAUCGUGGUGUGAUGCGUGGCCACAAUGGUUGGGUUACGCAGAUUGCCACAAAUCCAAAUUAUCCUGAAGUGAUCCUGUCUUCGUCCCGCGACAAGACUCUCAUCCUAUGGGAUCUGAGACGUGAUGAGGGUUGUUAUGGAAUGCCGAAGCGUCGUCUCCAUGGUCACGGCCAUUUUAUCACUGACGUUGUUAUGUCCUCGGACGGACAUUAUGCUUUAUCGUGCUCAUGGGACAAAACUUUGCGUUUGUGGGACCUGAACGCUGGUCGUACCACUCGGCGCUUUGAAGACCACACGAAGGACGUGCUCUCAGUGGCCUUUUCUGCUGACAACCGACAAAUCGUUUCUGGCUCACGUGACAAGACCAUUAAGCUAUGGAACACUUUGGCUCAAUGCAAAUACACGAUCGAGGAUUCGCACGACCAUUGGGUAUCAUGUGUGCGCUUCUCGCCUAACAACAACAACCCCGUCAUCGUCUCAUGCGGUUGGGACCGUCUCGUUAAAGUGUAUAACCUUGCCAACUGCAAGCUUAAGACCAAUCAUUUCGGUCACAAGAGGUACCUCAACACUGUCACGGUUUCGCCUGACGGAUCUCUUUGCGCAUCAGGUGGCAAGGACGGCAUGGCUAUGCUGUGGGACCUGAAUGAAGGCAAGCAUCUGUACACACUUUCGACAAAGGAAACCAACGCUAUUAACACGCUUUGCUUCUCGCCCAACCGUUACUGGCUCUGCGUUGCCAACGGACCCUCAAUCUCUGUUUGGGAUCUUGAGAACAAGCGCUUGGUUGAUGAACUUCGACCAGAGGUUAUCACAACGACCGCAAAGGGCAACCAACACGAGUGCAUUUCCCUCUCGUGGUCUCCUGACGGACAGACUCUUUUUGCUGGAUACACCGACAACACGAUUCGUGUCUGGCAAGUCACCGUAAGGCAAUCUACUGCUUAAGCGGAGUAUCAGCAUGAAAAAGCGGUUUUGCUGGUGAUGCACCCACGCUAGCCCCACUUCAUUUUAAUGUCUAGGAGGAAAUAAAAGAAAAAACGUCGUGUGUAAUUUC